AUGAGUCUCAGUAGAUACCGACACACUGACGGCGUCGUGAGGCUUCACGUGACGGACGUCCUCCGUGACCCCGACGGGAUUGUGGAGGCCGUAGGCCAAGUCCACACUAAACUGCAAUCCAUCAACGCUGAGGACUUCGAGGCGCAGUGGCAAGAAAUGCAGCGCACCCUGCAGGAAGCGGGCGCCUCAGCGCAGGACUGGCGAGAGGCGCUGCUGUGCCGCCCCCACGAGGCGAGGCUCGCCAUCACAGCCGCGCAGGCCACCAGGGCGGAGGACGGGCAGUUCAUGAUAACGUGCGGCCGUGACCUGGAGGCGGUUGCCCUGAUGCUGCCACAGGACGAAGACUUGGCCGUGACGGUGCAGGCGUCGCCGGAAGUUCUGAGGACACCCGCGUGGCAGCAGAUUACCCGGCACCACCGCGGGGACUUGCGGCUCCGUCUUCCAGUCAUAGACUCAGAGUUCCUGCCCUGCGACGACCUCCUUCAGCAGCUGGUCGGCAGCAGGUGA
Hyalella azteca is the source of this 507-nucleotide messenger RNA. RefSeq lists its product as uncharacterized. The record is from RefSeq and is a predicted model, not a curated record. The coding region runs from base 1 to 507 and encodes 168 amino acids. Lineage: Eukaryota; Metazoa; Arthropoda; Malacostraca; Amphipoda; Hyalellidae. The transcript has 4 exons.